Molecule: messenger RNA, 210 nt
Organism: Entrophospora sp. SA101
Lineage: Eukaryota; Fungi; Glomeromycota; Glomeromycetes; Entrophosporales; Entrophosporaceae
Source: the annotation of a GenBank genome assembly
AUGAUUAUUUUAAAACGUCAAAAAGAAAAAGCCCUACAAAUGAUUGGGAACGAUUCUGAAGGAGACGACAAUUCUGAAGAUUUUGAAGACGAUGAUUCUGAAGACGAUGAUGAUUCUGAAGAAGACGAUUUUAAAGACAAUAAUUUUAAAGAAGAUGACAACGAUUCUGAAGAUUUUGAAGACGAUGAUGAUAUAAUCCAGUAUUUCUAG